Patiria miniata (bat star) is the source of this 951-nucleotide messenger RNA. RefSeq names its product neuropeptide FF receptor 2-like. The record is from RefSeq and is a predicted model, not a curated record. The coding region runs from base 1 to 951 and encodes 316 amino acids. Gene Ontology annotation, biological process: G protein-coupled receptor signaling pathway. Lineage: Eukaryota; Metazoa; Echinodermata; Asteroidea; Valvatida; Asterinidae. Gene Ontology annotation, molecular function: G protein-coupled receptor activity. The transcript is spliced from 2 exons. Gene Ontology annotation, cellular component: plasma membrane.
AUGGCGUAUUUCACCACAUCUCUCCCGUACAAUUCGUGGAAUGACUGUGUCGGAGUAACAAACAUCACGGAGACAUUUUCCACGCCUUCUUCCGAUGGGCGUUUUGGUUUGCGGACGCUUUGCUUGAGCGUUGAGGCGUUCGGCAUAGUUGUCAACUCGGCUUUCCUCUUCGUGGUUUACCGACAUAAGCCACUGCACAACGUCACCAACAUAUACCUCGCCAACUUGGCUGUUGCCGACAUCAUGGUACUGGUUUUUGGCGUGGUGGCAACGAUCCUCAACACUUCGUCUUACCGACCGGUUGAAUGGGUCGGCUGCGCUUACCAAGUGGCGGUCACCCUCUCGUACUUUUCGGAGAGUAUUUUAUCAGGGGAUGGAUGUCGGAUACUACAACCACCGCGGAAGCUGGUGAACAGCGAGACUAGUGCUGAAAUAUGCCGGCUAAUCUACCAAGAGCCCCGGCGCCUUUUUCACAGUGACCUGGUCAAAGUUCUCCCCUUCUUUAUUCUGCUCAUCUUCAACGUUGUGGUGUACUCGCGGAUCAUCAGGGCACUCCGAAGAAGCUUCUUGAUCCGUCACUCCAAGUCCAACCGGCAGCAAGUCAUAUCAAGUCCCCGGUGGAUAAAGAACAUUCGGAGAUCGCGAGUCCGGAUCACAAGGAUGCUGGCAAUCAACACGAUCGUGUUUUUCAGCUGCAAUCUCAUGAUGGCAGUGCUGGUAAUAGCUUCUUACAUCCAAAACGUCUUGGGCACCGAGCUGAGAUUUCUUGAAGACGACCAGGCCACCGUCUAUUCCUAUGCCUUGCUGCUCUUCAACUCAAGCAUCAAUCCGCUGGUGUACGUCUUAACCAAUGAGUCAUACAGGCAGGGAUUCUGGGAUGCCUUCAUGCCUUGCUGGCGUCACCCAAAGCCGGUCAACAAACCUGCAGUGUUCAAUCUCCAAAUCAUAUGA